Magnolia sinica is the source of this 913-nucleotide messenger RNA. RefSeq names its product two-component response regulator-like APRR5. Gene Ontology annotation, cellular component: nucleus. The transcript has 3 exons. The record is from RefSeq and is a predicted model, not a curated record. Gene Ontology annotation, molecular function: protein binding. The coding region runs from base 15 to 698 and encodes 227 amino acids. Lineage: Eukaryota; Viridiplantae; Streptophyta; Magnoliopsida; Magnoliales; Magnoliaceae. Gene Ontology annotation, biological process: regulation of flower development.
UCACACCUUUAGCCAUGUAUGAUUACUCGACCCCUGAUCUCCUCCUCGGCCACCCGUUGGAUUUGGUCGCUACUCCAACGAUCACCAUCCUCCCACCUCCACCUCCUGACCAAUUCACAACCAAUGCAUUCGAUUCCAUCCGUGAGGCCCUCAUGACUCUCAAAUCUGAUGCAAGUGGAUACAACAACUACAUGUCCCCAUCUUCCCUCCCGAGCUACCUUCAACGGCCCGCUGCAAUUCAACGGAGCGUAAGCAGCCACGCGCUCCGAAAAGAUGUAUUCCAUCCCCCAUUUUCGUCUUGCGAUGAAUCGAUGAGGCGGGUCUUUAGUACUGGUGACUUACAGCUAGUCAACAAUUUCCAACAUAACCGAAGAUCAGAGAGCCCUCUUGGACAUGAGAAUUGUAGCCAUGAAAGUGUAACAAAAGUCGGCCGCUACAGCCCCGAAGAGCGGAGAGAGAGGAUUGAGAGAUACAGGAGCAAGAGAAACCAAAGGAACUUCCAUAAGAAGAUCAAGUAUGCAUGUAGGAAGACCUUGGCCGAUAGCCGACCACGUGUUAGAGGGCGAUUCGCGAGGAAUGAAGAGACAGGGGAGAGUUCUCAGAGCCAGUGGGGUCAGCCCAGUGGGGACGACGACGAAGAGGAUGAUGAAGCUUGGAUCAAUUUCCUUGAUGCUUUCUCCACUAAUCUUAUUCCUUGAGCUAAAAAAAGAAAGCUUAGAAGAAAGGAUCUUAACAAUGCAUUGUAUGCUGUUGUAAGAUCUUAGGUUGUUUGCUGCUUUUUUACCAAAGCAAAAGUGUUGGAUUUAGUAUCUAAGUUUGGAAUUUCAUGAUGAUGUAAAUAGAAGUUAGCCUUGUUGGGUGGGCCACUUACCUAACAGUUGCAAUUAUUCUUUUGGGUUGGAUUUUUUUUUUU